Rotaria sp. Silwood1 is the source of this 291-nucleotide messenger RNA. The record is from the annotation of a GenBank genome assembly. Lineage: Eukaryota; Metazoa; Rotifera; Eurotatoria; Philodinida; Philodinidae.
AUGAUUUGUCCGAAGUGUGAUAGAUUUUUAUUAGCACGCGAAGGCAUUCUUCGAGCUGGUCGUAAGUAUCAUCGACAUUGUUGGACUUGUGCACAAUGCUCGUCACCAUUGACUUCAUGGGUUCGUCAACAACCCAUAACUAAUGAAUAUCUUUGUAAUAAUUGUCAUAUUAGAAAACAUGGAUUAAGAGAAGGCAUUAUUUUUGUUAACUGGAACAAACAACAAACAAAAUCAAUCAUGUCUUCGAACAUACAAUCAUCGACACUAAUCGACGAUAUUCUACUUAUGUAA